UCUACUGCAACAGAAAUUGCCACCACCGUUGUGACCAUCACUUCAUGCUCUGACAACAAGUGUACCGUGGUCCCAGUUACCACUGGUGUCACCACUGUCACUGUCAGUGAUGUUGUUUAUACCACCUACUGUCCAUUGCCAGGAAAGGAAACCACCACCGCUACUACCCAAGUGACUAAGGAACCAGUCCCAGCCCCAGCUCCUGGAACCGAAACUAAGACACUCACUCAAACCUCGUUAGAAACCGUGACCUCCUGUUCCGACAACAAGUGCCACGAAACCAACGCUCCAGCUCCAAAGCCAGAGACGAAUGCCCCAGCUCCAAAGCCAGAGACUAAUGCUCCAGCUCCAAAGCCAGAGACUAAUGCUCCAGCUCCAAAGCCAGAGACCAAUGCCCCAGCUCCAAAGCCUGACACUGCUGCUGUCACUGUUACUGCUGUUGAACCACCAAAGCCUGUUGCUACCACUGUCACCAACACCGUUUCCAAGGCUGCUGUUACAGUUUCUGGUGUGCCUCCCCAACAAACCACCUCCGUGGUUGUUCCACCACCAGUUGUGACUCCUUCUGAAGGUAAUGCUGUCAUGAACAGAAUCAACAUCGGAGCUGCUGGUCUCUUGGGUGCAUUGGCACUUUUGUAA
Messenger RNA from Suhomyces tanzawaensis NRRL Y-17324, 639 nucleotides. RefSeq lists its product as uncharacterized. Lineage: Eukaryota; Fungi; Ascomycota; Pichiomycetes; Serinales; Debaryomycetaceae. The transcript has a single exon. The annotation marks the transcript as partial. The record is from RefSeq and is a predicted model, not a curated record.